AUGCUAAAUAAGGUUUAAACUAAAUAAGUUACCUAAGAAUCAUAGAAACUAUAAACAAUACCAGAAGCUAUGCAAAAUCUUAACGUUAGAUUCUCUGUUUCUGGAAGUCAUUAUCAAACAAAAUCAAUUUUGGCUCUAGUUUGUGAAUUGGUUCUAUGCGAAAAUGAUAUUGAGCUAGUGUAUUAAUGCUUGCUAGAAUUACAAAAAUUAAUUAUGAUGGCUAUGUUGCUUUGGAUUAAUAUUAAAAACAAGAUUUAAAGUAAUAAAUUAUAUUACACAAACCUCUGGGAUUACUCCUUAAAUAAUUAAAGGUAAACCAGAUUAUAGUGAC
This is a messenger RNA of Paramecium octaurelia, 331 nucleotides long. The record is from the annotation of a GenBank genome assembly. Lineage: Eukaryota; Ciliophora; Oligohymenophorea; Peniculida; Parameciidae.